Molecule: messenger RNA, 16108 nt
Organism: Caenorhabditis auriculariae
Lineage: Eukaryota; Metazoa; Nematoda; Chromadorea; Rhabditida; Rhabditidae
Source: the annotation of a GenBank genome assembly
AUGUCCGAGGGCCGGCCCGCGCAAAGCCCGCUUCAUUUUAAAGGAAUCAAAAUGAUGGUCAACGUCAAUUUUUUGCAGAGGUCAAUAUGUACAGAACCGCUGAAAGAGCUGACCAACGCCGGGGCUUCCGGCUCGAUUUUCUACGUCUCCCAGGACGACCAGUUCAUCAUCAAGACCGUACAGCACAAAGAAGCCGAAUUUCUUCAAAAGUUGCUCCCCGGCUAUUAUAUGGUAGAGUUUUCAUUCAGGGAAAAAAAAGGCCGCAGUAGUAGGGGGAAAUUGUGCUCUAUGGACAAUUUGAGAAAAAGAGAAAGGGACAAGAUUACUGUAACACGUUUUCGGCAAAAUUUGAAGAAAAACGGAAGAAAUCAAGAAUUUUAUCAGUGGAGCGCAGAAGCUGAUGUUUGAGCCAUUUUAGGCGGCUAUUUUUGAAGUAAUUUUUUAAAGGGCGGAUCUUAUCCAUGGAGCGCAUAAGCUCAAAUUUUUGAGCUCUUGGCAUAUUUUACGUCAAAUUUGGAUAGAAAUCCCCGAAGAAACUGAUAAAAUUGCCAAAAAUCAACUACAGUAGGAAAAAUAUUCAGCUUUGUCCGUGGAGCGCAGAUGACAUUUUUUUUGAUUUUCCAACGUUUUUUCUUCUAGAACCUGAACCAAAACCCUCGAACACUGCUCCCCAAGUUCUUCGGGCUGUUCUGCUACCAGAGCCUCGGGAAAAAUAUCCGAUUGUUGGUGAUGAACAACUUGCUGCCACAGACGGUCACCAUGCACGAGAAGUACGACCUGAAGGGCUCCACCUACAAAAGGAUGGCCAAUAAAGCGGAAAGGGCCAAGGUAAUGGUUUUUAUCCCAGAAAAUUGGUCUUAGGUGGCCCCUAGAGUGGGGUCCCCUUUAGGAACCACUUUAUCUGACCCUUUAGGGACCACUUUAGCUUGAAAAAGUGACCACUCUAGGGCAGCCUGGUAGUAGACUCCAUACGUCUCCUUAACGCUCAAAAAAAAACAUUUAAAAAUCACUAUAGGGACCACUCAAGCUGUACUGACUUGAAAGGCCGAACCCUAAACUUUUAUAGGGACCACUUAAAUUUUAGCCCUUCCAGGAGUAAGCUGUUAUUUCAUCAACCCCUCUAGGGAACACUCUGACGUUGCUAUAGUCUGUUCAGAUUUUAAAUGUCAAGUCGUCGCUCAAGCUCCGCCCCUAAUGGCGCGAUAAACCAAUCAGAGAGCGAGCCAUCCACAGAGUGUUUUUGAAUGACGUCAUUGCAUUUGACAUUAAAAAUCUGAACAGACUAUAAGAAAAGUUCAUCUGACUUUUUUUUCAUAUCAAACCAGUUUUUCAUGGAAAAAUGUUUCAGGCACAUCCAACCCUGAAAGAUCUGGAUUUCAACGAAGCUCACCGGGAUGGACUAUUAAUCGAACCCGUGGCUCUCGACGCGCUCAUCAAGACGAUCAGUCGGGAUUGCUUGGUUGGUUUUUGUUCCUUUUCACUAUCAAAUUGUUGCGCCCGACUCGAAACGGCUUGCGCGCGAAUGUUUAAGCAAGCGUUAGGCAAAGCGAGGGCCAUAGCGUUUUUGAGCCAUUCCAAACGCGGCCAAGAAGGUCUUUGUUAAGCCCAAAAGAAAUAAGUCUUUUUGAGACCUGAUUUUUCUCUUUUUUUAAGGGUCAUAGUCUUUCGAGCCAUUCCAAAUGCGGCCAAAAAGCUUUUAUUUUCAAAUUUUUUGAAUGAAAGCUUCUUGGCCUUGAACGCUGUAGGGAAAAACGUAUUUCAAAACUUAAUUUCACAGCUCUUUGAGCCAUUCCAAAUGCGACCAGGGAGGUCCUACUUAAGAUGAAGAGUUUUUUUAGACGCAUUCUGUUCAUUUUUUGAGGGUUAUAGAGUUUUGAGCCAUUCCAAAUGCGGCCAAGUAGCUCUCAGUCGAGCCGAAGAAGUGAAUUUGAGAUCUUAUUUUUUUGAUUUUUUUCUUUUUUGGGGGGUGCUGAAGCAUUUUAAGCCAUUCCAAAUGCGACCAAAGAGCUUUUUUUAAGCCGGAAAGAGAGCCUUUUCGAGACCUAAUUUCGUUCUUUUUUUGAGGGUCAUAGCUUUUUGAGCCAUUCCAAAUGCGACCAAGAAUUUUGUCGAUUUCCAGGUCCUGGAAAGCUUCAAAAUCAUGGAUUACUCGUUGCUCGUCGGCAUCCACAACGUCGAAUGGGCGGCUGCGAACGGCGGCCAGAGGUCGUCGACAUCUUCGACGUCUUCCGCAACCUCUCAGAAGGCUGGAGAUGAUCCGACGACGUCGGCAGGGGUGGAAGACGGCGAUGCUUCCGGGGCACGACCGAAGGUGUGGGGAUUUUUUGAAAAAUUCAGGAAUUCUACUAUUUUUUCCAACCUUUUAGAUUAAUUAUUUGCUUUCUAGAAGUGGCCCCUUAAGGGAAAAUUCAUUAAAAAAACGCUAGGAGGUUUUUUUUUCCUCAGAAACUUGUUCUUUGAAGGAAAAUGAAAUUUUAGGAUUCUUGAAUAAAUUUACAUUUUGUGAACAUUUUCAUCAUUUUUGUCCAGUUUUUUGCGUCUUUGAUCAAUUGUUUGUCUCCUAGAAGUGACCUCUUGAGGGAAAAGUCUUCAGAAAAGAGUUAGGACGAUCUUCUUAAAGGGGGGUUCUUUUCUGAAAUUUUUUUAGGAACAAGUUCUUAUCAGGGAGUUAACAGAAAAGUUGGAGCAUUUUUUUCAAUUUCGGUCCCGUUUUUUGCGUCUUUGAUCCUUUUUUGUCUCUUUUAAGUGGCCUCUUUAGUGGAAAAACAUUAAAAAGACAUUCGAAGGGUCUUCUCAAGGGUUUUUGAUUUCUCAGAAGUUCGUUCUUAUCAGAAGUAAAGGGAGGUAACAGAAAAGUUGGAGAAUUCCAAAAUUUGUCUUGUUUUUUGCGUCUUUGAUCCUUUUUUGUUUCUUAGAAGUGACCUCUCUAGUGGAAAAACAUUUAAAAGGCGUUAUAAGGCCUCAUUAAGGUUUUUCUUAUCAGAAACUCUUUCUACGAGGAAAAGCUAACGUAAAAGUUGAAAAAAAGGAACUUUAUCAUUUUUGUCCAGUUUUUUUUGCUUUUGUUUUGUUUUUUUGAAAAUACCUAUUUUAUUAUUCCUGAAAUUGACGCCCCCCCUUAAACAUCGUUAAAAUGGUUUUCUUGAACAUUUAUCUUCUCAAAAACUCGUUCUUUCUUGGGAAGUGCUAAUAAAAAAGUUUUUAGACUUUCCUAUGAAGUUCUGAAGCAAACUAGAAAAAAAUCGCGUUUGUAAAUUUUUUUAUCUUGCUUCAAAAUAUUUUUUUAUCGAGUUUUUAACGUAUAGAAUCGAAUCGUCUCAAUUAAAAAUUUCUAGAAGUGUGUUUUUCUGAUUUCAAUACUUUGAUUAUAACUAAUAUUCUCGACCAAAAACCCAAUUUUUUUUUCAGCCAAAAUGGUCGGUUUGGGAAUCCAGUGACCCGGAUACCCCACAUGGCGGUGUUCCGGCCCGAAAUGCCAACGGAGAUCGACUUAUUUUAUAUUUAGGUAUCAGAAAAUCCUUAAAUACCUUAAAUUGAUCAUGAUUUCAGGUAUUAUCGAUAUUUUACAAAAUUAUCGACUACUGAAGAAGUUUGAGCACACGUGGAAGGCGAUUCUGCACGAUGGGGUUGGUUUUUUUCGUUUUUUUUUUUAGUUAGGGACCCCAGAGUGGUCCCUGGAGGGGUAAUUUAGCAGUUCUUGAAGAUCCCCCUCUAGGGACCAUCGUAUUUCCACCUCUAGGGUCAUUUGAACUUACAAAAAUGGCAACUUGAGGGGUUUUAGUUAGUGACCACUUAAGAGAACCAGGCUAGUGGCUCCUUGGGUUCCAUAGUUGAAAGACCACUAUAGGGGCCACUUAAGGUUCAAGCGCUUAGUUGUCAGACUCUUAACCCCUAUAGGGGGGGCACUAAAUUGUUCUCUAUAGCUGCUGUUUUUCUCCUAACCCCUCCAAGGACCACUCCGGCGUUCCUAAGCACCUCUAGAGUGAGAUAAAAAAUAUUUCUUGGCGAUUUUUUUCAAAAUUUCAUUUCUCGACUUUUUCAAUGAUUACCUUGUAUAUCAAAAAAUAUUAACAAGAGUUAAAUUUAACAAAAAAAAAGUUGACCAUUUUCCUGUUUCUGGAUAGUUACAUUAAUAGAAAAAUUGAUUCGACGACGCUUAAUGCAACAGUAACUACUCUAUUUGAAUUUUAUUGGUAGGAUGGCUCAGUUUUGAACUGACUGAAUUUUCCAUAGAAGCUGGCGAAAGUCGUUCUGGGGUCGGGCGCAAAUUCGAAUGAGUUUCUAUGGGCUGCAAAGUCGUUCAGAAAAAAAUGCAGAAAAAUUCCAAUUCCACGAGAUCUUGAGAUGAAGCUAGCGAAAGCCGUUUUUGGUCGGGCGCAAUUUCAAACGCGUUUCUAGGGGUUGCAAAGCGCUCAGAAAAAUACGAGAAGAAAUUCAUAUUUUACUAGUUUUUGAGAAGAAGCUAGCGAAAGUCGUUUUUGGUCGGGCGCAAGUUCAUGAGCGUUUUGAAAUUCCAUAGAUUUUCGAAAUGACUAGCUUUCCACAGAAAAAACGAGACGAAGUUCAUAUUUUGCUAGUUUUUAAGAUAAGGCUAGCGAAAGUCGUUUUUGGUCGGGCGCGAAUUCAUGAGCGUUGAGAAAUUCCAUAGGCUGCAGAUUUGACCAGUUUUCUACAGAAAAAAACGAGACGAAAAUCAUAUUUUAAUAUUUUUGCGAAGAUGCCCGCGUAAGUCGUUUUGUGGUCGGGCGCAAAUUUAAAUCAGUUUCUAUGGGCAUCAGAGUGUUCAGAAAAAAUGCAGUAAAAUUCCAAUUUCACUGGAUUUUUGAAGGAAAAAUUCGGAAAUGAGAUUUAUUUAACACAAUAUUUUCAUUUUCAGGACACAAUCUCAGUACACAAUCCGAAUUUCUACGCCUCGAGGUUCCUGUCUUUCAUGACAGAUCAUGUUUUCCGAAAAGGACCAGGUAUUAUAUUUCAUUUUCUUGAUCAUUUUUUUAGUCCUAGAGUUAGAUUUCUUCUCGCUUAUCGUUCUCUUGUGCACAAUAGUCGUAGUUUUUAAAAUUUUUAGAUUUUAGGUACCAUACGUGGAAUAUUUUUAACAGUUUUGAAGGCGGAAAAAUACUUUUUUUGAGGUAUUUUUAUCAAAAACCAGCCACAGAAAAAAAGCAAAAAAAUUGUAAGAGGAAAAAAACGGCCGCGAAAAAAAUGGGGAAAGUGCGCUCCAUGACUAAUUUUUUUCAGAAAACGGCAUUUUUACGUCAAAAAAAUUGAAAAAAAUUUGUGGAAAUCUGAAUUUUUUUCAUCGAAAAGUAAUGUUUUUUUGAAGUUUAGGGGUCGAAAAAAAUCGCUAGAAAUUUCAAAAUUUAGUUUUUUUUUUUUGGCCAAAAAAGUCACUUUUCGGAGGAUUUUCAUUGAUUUUCCGAUUAUUAUACUGUUUAUUCCAUGAAUGGGCAUUUUUUUUUCCUUAUUUUUGUAGCUUUGGAGUUGAAUUGUUAGCAGUUUAGUGUAUUAAAACUUUAAUUUCUAUGAAUUUUCUUUAUUUUUGUCAAAAAUAAUACUUUCAAAGGGAAAAAAAUUCGAUAUAAGAAGCCUUCGAAAAAAAUUGAAUUUUUCACUAUAAAAUGAAAAAAAUUGUUUUGCCUGAAUAACCCUUUUACCCACUCGGAACUCUACUAUCGAUAGGUUUUUGAUUGAUUUUUUGAUUUUUUGAUUUUUUUUUUCUCAUCACCACUAACCACGCACAACAAACACACAAAGGCACAAUUUUUAUGAUUUCUAUUUUUUUUUCCAGGCUUGAAAGUGUGAGGAAAUGUUGAAACAGGAAUUUUUCAAGAAAUCUGUGAAACUUUGAAAAAAGUAACCAUUUUUUUCGAGUUUUUUUCAUUUUUUUAAGUAUUUAGAAUGUUCAGUUUUUCCACUCAAGACCUUUUUUUAGAUGCUCAUUUUAUUUUUGUUCAAAAAUUACUUAUGAAAAAGCUUGAAAAAAAAUAAAUUUUUCAUAUAGAAUUAGUUCAGUUUUAAAAAUAUUGGCUUUGAGAAGGAAAAAUUGAUUUUUUUUUUUGAGUUUAUAAUUUCAUCCGGACCAUCCAAAGGCAUGCUAUUCAGUGCGGACGUUUAUAAAACGCGACCGCUUUUUUCGUGCCCCACUGCGAAUUAAUAUAAUACGGCUUCCUUUCAGUUUACCUGGCACUUUUUCCAAAAUUUAAAUUUUUCCCAUCUUUCUUUGAGAAAGAACUGUAAAAAAAGUACUACGACGAAAUUAUCAAAUUUUUUUGCCCAUUAGAAAACUUUAAAAACGAUUUUCUACAGUUCAUGAAUCUGUAUUAGACCGGAAAGCAGGUGGAAAAAAUUAGAAUAUUUGACAAAAUAAAUUUUUGAAAAAAAUGAUUUUUAAAAAAAGAUAUUGUCACAAAAACCACUAUAUUGACCUGAAAAAUUAUCAAAAAGAUUCAAAUUUCUUUCUAUUUUUAAGAAAAAAACUCAAAAAAAUGCCCGUAUUUUUAUUAUUUCGCAUUGGAGCACAAAAAAGCGAUUGUAUUUUGUGAACGUCCGUACUUUUCUAGCUUGCUAGUUAUAAGCAGUGAAUGUAAAUCAUAAUGAUCAAUAAUAAAAAUUCUUAGAAACAGCAAAGUGAUGUUUCCAAAGUUUCACCGAUUUCUUGCAUCUCCUCACAUUUUCCAGCCUUUUUUGAAGCCACUCACUGCACAAAACUAAAAAAAAAACAGUUUAGUUCAUUCAUGACAGCUUUUGAAGCUUUAAAAGUGCUCUAUUUUGAGAAAAAUGGGCGUGGCUAACCAAUAAAGCCCAUUCGCAGUGGAGCAGACUUUUGUGUCUCAAAAAGGCCUCUUUUCCAUGAGAGCUUCAGUUUUGGUUCGAAGAGACAAGAAAAGAGGCGUGGCUAUCCAAUGAGGCUCCAUUCUCACUGGAGCAGACUUUCAUAUCUCAAAAACGGCUCUUUUCCAUGGGAGCUUCUAUUUGGCUUAAAAAAGCCGAAAAAGGGGCGUGGCCAGCCAAUGAGGCUCCAUUCUCACUGGAGCAGACUUUCAUUUCUCAAAAACGCCUCUUUUCCAUGGGAGCUUCUAUUUGGCUUAAAAAAAAGCCGAAAAAGGGGAGUGGCCAGCCAAUAAAGCUUCAUUCUCACUGGAGCAAACUUUCGAAUCUCAAAAACGCCUUUUUUCCAUUAGAGCUUCAUUUUGGCUUAAAAAAGCUAGAAAAGGGGCGUGGCCAACCAUUAAAGCUCCAUUCUCACUGGAGCAGACUUUCAAAGUCAAAAAAAGCCGUCAUGAAUGAACUAUUUCUCAAUGCGAAACGGAUGCAGGACGACUUCUGACUCUGAUUAAACGUGUGAAUAAUUUGCAGCCGACAUAAAACGGGGCGCCAAGUUCCGCACGUUAGUGCACAGUUACCUAGGUACCGAUAUAUAUCUAUAUGAACUUUUUUUUGGAAAAUAUUUGGUUUUUUACGUAACGCCAUUGUCAAGUGUUCGUUGUGUGUGGGUGCAGUUGAAAUUUCGAAAAAUCAUAAAUUGAUUUGGUUUGAGUUUUGGUUGAGUUUUUGGUUGCAAAUCCGAGAUCAAAAUCGAAAAAUGAGCUUUUUCGGAAAGUUCGCUCCAACGAACUUUGAGAGAAAGAGAGGGUACAGACACAGUGACGCAAACCGAACACGUCCAGGACGGUUCUGAACAUUUCUAGGGGCCUCUUUAGUGACGUCAGUACCCUUAAGUGAUCCCUCGACCACUCCUAACCGUUCGGUUUGCCUUUAAGAGGUCUGAGACGUCAUAUUUUGAGAAAUUGUCGUUGGAGCGAACUUUCCGGUUUGAAUUGAGCUGUUCAACUCCUUAAAUACCUACGAGUCAAAGAAAAUUAGUUUCUCUACUAAAAAAAAUUUUAACGCUUCUGUAAAAAUUCCUAAUGCUUUGCUAACGUAUAAUUGUUGUUUUUGGGUUGGAAGGAAUAUUAGAAAAACGUAAAUUGAGACAUUUUUUACAUGAUUUUGAACCUGAAAAUUUAUUUUUACGAAUUUUUACAAAUAGAGCAAGAUUCCUUUAAAAAUUUGCCCUAAUUUCAAAAGAACAAGAUUUUUUUCCCCGAUUUUUCAGGUUCAGAAUCAUGUCGAAAAUUCUAGUUGCUCUGCUGGGUUAACACUAAAAAAUUUGGAUCUCAAAAAUUCAGAAAAAAAAGGGUGCAAAUAAUGGAGGGUUUCAAAGAAGAAAAAUAUUUUUUUCAUGAAAAAAAAAAUGACAUUAAACUCAUAAUUUGUUACAUAGUUCAUGGUCGCUCAGAAAAUGACCAAACUUGACGUUUGAAAAAUGCGCCCGACCUGAAACGACUUGCGCAUUUGGGCGUUUUUUAGCAUUAGGGAAAGCUUAGGAGGUCUCAAAUCACAUUGGGACUUCUGAAUGAAAACCUUUCAUUGAGACGUAGUCGCUUGGGAAAUGACUAAAUAAGACAUUUAAAAAGUGCGCCCGACCGGAAACUACUUGCGCUUUUGGGCGUCUUUUAAGCAUUAGGGAGAGCUGAAAGGGUCUCAAAUCUCAGUGGGACUCCUUUGGAAUUUUUUGAAUGCAGUAAUUCGAGAAAAUGGAUCCCGUUUGAGCACUGAAAAACUACGCAAAAAGUCCUAACCUCCGAAAAAAAAAACUUUAUCAAAUCUCUAACUCUCCAUUUUUUGCACCCCCUCGUCAGUACCUGUUUGAAGCUUCUCCCUCUGCCUUCCGUAGCCGUCAAGUCGUCUCAUUUUUGUUUUGUCUCUCUAAAUAAAAGCCUCUGAUUCGCUGCUAACCUCGUCCCCUUCGCCCCCACGUUCGCCCCUUUUUCAGCGUUGAAACAGUCGCCGUCGCGGAGGCGCGCCGGCGCCCGCAAGAGCCUCGGCGACGACGAAGCCAAGGAAAUCCCGCCGCUCAACUCGGCGGAAGUCGUCGCCCAGUCGGCCAGAGACGCCCUCAUUCGGAGUGUCGCCGCCUCGGCGAGCCCAGGUAAAACUCCCACCUGUCCGAGUUUGAUCUGGGGUGUCUGGGAAGGGAGCUUGAAGCUUUGAGAAUUGAAGAAAUAGGUCUUAGCUCUCUUAAAAUCACGCGAAAAAGAAACUAGUUCAUUUUUUUGCUGUUUUUAUACUUCUUUUUUUCUCCUACCUGUUCGAUUUCGAUUCGGGUACCUGGAAAAUAAGCUUGAAGCGUUUAAAAAUGAGAAAUUUGAGCCGAAAAAUGGAUUUUUUGUAAACGUUUCUGACUGAAAAUCAAGGCUUUCUUCAACAAUUUUGCGCCCCACCUGUUCGAUUUCGAUCCGGUUACCUGAAAAAAGAGCUUGAAGCCUUCAGAAAUGACGAAAAUGAGCUUGAAGCCUCAAAAAUGAGAAAAAUGAGCCGAAAAAACGGACUUUUUGAGCUUUUCUGACUGAAAAUCAGAGCCUGUUCAACAACUUUUUGCGCCCUACCUGUCCGAUUUUGAUUCGGUUACCUGAAAAGUCAGCUUGAAGCUUUUAGAAAUGAGAAAAAUGGAUUCAAAAGUGGAUUUUUUGGACCUUUCUGAUUGAAAGUCAUGGCUUGUUUCACCAUUUUUGCGCCCUACCUGUCCAAAUUCGAUCUGGAGUGCUUGGAAAGGGAGCUUGAAGCCUUAAAAAUGAUGAAAAAUGAGUUGGAACCCAAUUUAUGAACUUUCUGGCUGAAAAUUGUGGCUUGUUCAUUUUUUGGCUGUUUUUUCUAUGCGUUUUGCGCCCCAUCGCUAAAUCUGUUUUAAAAAAGCAUUUAGAUAGUUUUAAUUGAAUAAAAUAGCCCGAUAGGAGCUAGAAACAAUUUUAGCUAUUUUUGUUGGAAAGGGCGCUCCAUUAGACAAAUUUAAAUGAUUUGGCUUAAGCAGAUAGGAAAAAUCAGUCAGAAGACCAGGAAAAGAAAAUUUAACUCAAAUAGGAUUAGAACUUAAUUUUAACGGUAUUUUUGACUAGAUUUGCCUUGUAAGUCAGAAAUUUGGAUUCUGGAAAAUUUUAGCCUAGAAUUCGGCCUGAUUUCAGCUUGAAAGCUAGCAAAAAAUAAGGUUUUUCGGCUUUUUUCAUUUUUUUUUUUCACCCAAUCUCCAAAAGCUCACAUUUCCCUGUACCCCUCGAUUCCUCUGUCGCUUCCAUCUACUCUUUGUUUUUCCAAUUUUUAACUUUGUUCAUUUGUAACUUCACAAAAAAAUAUUACAAAAACCUAACAAAAACCCAUUAAUCUCACUUUUUUUGGACAAUUUAACGAUUUCGAUUAACUCUAAUGCUAACAAGUUGCACAUAACCAGCUUAUCAAAAUAUUAUUUUUUUAUGAUUAAUAGAUUUUUUUCUUGGAAGUUUACGGUAGAUUUACGGUAUUUUUUUAAACUCCUCAAGACCCUUGAAAAUUUUAUUUUUGUCUAAAAAUGCUAGAAAAGGGGUCAGAAAUCGAGUUAUAUAAAAAUUUAGUUGAUUUAUGGUUGAAAAAGAUUUUUUUUUUUUGUAAAAAGGCUGACUUUUUCUCAGUACCCCGCGUGCAUUACGAGCAAUUUAUUUCAAAAAUCGAGCUUUUUUGAGCUUUUUCUCCAGCCAGUAGAACAGUUUGAGGUCUGAAAAAUCGAGGUUUUUAUAAUUUUGCAUUCCGCGUUUACCACGAAGUAUCUUCCCUUCAAUGCCCACGGUCUGUCUCUCUGUAUGCGCCUUUAAUACGACGGAAAUUCAGGCUUAAUUAAAGGCACAUGCACAGAGAUAGGUCACGGGUUUUGAAGCUCGGAGGUAGAUAAAAACCGUUGAAAGCUGAGACGGAAUGAGCUAUAGAUGUACUACGUUUUUCAGAAGAUCAAGUAUUUUUUCAGCCCCAACGGCCCCGGUAUCAGCUCGCGACGUCGUCCCGGUCCUCAUCCCGACGUCUACCGCCCAAACAUCGACGCCCCAGGCACCGUCUUCCGCCCGGGCACUCCCGAUGCGAAGGUCCUACCGCGAUGGCAGCGAGAAACGGGACAAGAAGGUAAUAGUGACAGUAAAAACCUUGUUAAAGGUUAAAAAGACAAUGAAAUAAUUUUUUGUCAUCAAUUCCGGUAUUUCUAUUGAUUUUAGCUUAAGAUAGGUUGAUAAAAAAAUGGUAAAAAAGGCCAGAAAAUAUAGAGAAUGUGCGCUCCACCGGUAAUUUUAAGGAGCAGAUGUCGGACGAUAUUUUACGAACUAUCUAUCACUAGAAAAAAAGUGGUUAAACGGCUUUUUUUAAAUUAAGGAUGAUAGUCAAAAUUUUUUUGGAUCAGGAGGGGGUGGGAAUUUUAGAUUUUUAAAAAAACCAUUUCUCGAAAAAUGCCUUUUUGGUUCAGUCAUGAUCGAUCCUAAACGUGACGGCCUUUCAGCGGGUGGACCCGUAAUAGGCCCGCUCUCAUGAUAGCCAGGUCCCUCAACGGGUACACCCGUAUUUUUAGGCUAUUUGAGUCUCAGUUGGGCUAAAACGGGAAAACGGACAUACAGAUCCCACUCUCAUGCUGAUGAGCGAUGCUACUGGGGUCUCAGCGGGUAUGCCCGUAUAAGCACAGCUGGUAGAACUUUUGGCAAUUUCACCCCAGCUGACAAGGCUCGUGCGGCACAGCUGGGUUACCCAGUUUUCUUACACCCGUUUUUGUCCCGUUUUAGCCCAACUGAGACUCAAAUAGCCUAGAAAUACGGGUACACCCGUUGAGGGACCUGGCUAUCAUGAGAGCGGGCCUAUUACGGGUACACCCGCUGAAAGGCCGUCACGUUUAGGACCGAUCAUGACUGAACCAAAAAGAAAAUGUAAACUUUCACGAUUUCAGUUUUUUUUAAAUCUAAAACUUUACCCGAAAAUUGUCUUCUACAGUUCCUUUUCCAUUAGAAUGAAGAAGUUUCGAUUAAUUAAAGGCAUAGGGGCAGUAAAAACGGAGUUUCAGGUGAAAGCAUUAUCUUAUAUAUAGUUUUUCUUCGCGAAUCGAAUGGUGUACUCAAAAAAGUUAUGUGACUAAUUUUGAAGGAAAACGCGCUUUGAUUCUGAAAAAAGUUAUGAGCGAAAAACCUCGAAAAUUUCCAUCCCAGGACAUGAAAUUUUUUUCCUGGGUGAAAAAUUUCUUUCUUUUGUUUCGAUCUGGAAAUGACCAGUAGAUGUGAAAAGGCUUGCUGAUCACGACUUUGCUAGUUUCGAGCCAUGAAAACACGAAAUAAAGAAGUUAUUCGGGAAUCUUACCCAAAAUUACACGUUUUUUGGAUUUUUCGGGUCAUAGAUGGAAAAUUCUCUAACAUGAGCAAUAAUGAGAAGGCGUGAGAUGUAAGAUUUUUAAAAUUUGAAUAUAGUCUGUUCAGAUUUUUAAUGUCAAGUGCAAUGUCGUCAUUCGGAAACACUCUGUGGAUGGCUCGCUCUCUGAUUGGCUUACAGGGCCAUUAGGGGCGGAGCUUAAGCGACGACUUCACAUUAAAAAUCUGAACAGACUAUAAAAUUAUUUUGCACCUUGUGACAAACUUCGAUCGAGACCCGUUGAUUUUGUGACGAGAUAUUUAUUUUCGAAGGUUUUUACCGUAAUCCUUUGAGCCACCGUAUCUCGCAAACGGCUCAAAUGAUGCUAUUCAGUUUUUUUUUUCAAAAAAUCCUAAAAAUCGUGUUUUACAACAUAUUUGAUUCAGAGAAAAAGUUAUCAUACCGCCCUUUUUUUUUCCCAACCCAGCCUAAUACCAAAUGGCGUAGAACAAUGCGCCUAAUGCCCUUUUCCGAUUUUAUGUAUUGAAACUCGACAAAAAAGCCAACUUUGUUUCCUCCAUCAAGACAAAUCUUUUUAAUCUCGUCGUAUUUAAAAUAAAAAUUGUAGAACGUUAUUUGUAGACGAAGGAACACAAUUGAAUUAUUAAAUUUCAAACAUUUUACACGCUAAAUCGUCUUUUUGAAACCUAUUUCUUCCUUUUUAUUUCAGUCAUUUUGGAAGUAAUUAAUUAGAACUAUCCUGCAUAGUUUCUUUUUUCUGGCCGAAUGUAGAAUGGCUCGUUUUCAACGAAUAUUUUUCUAUUUUGAAAAAAAUAUCUACUAAAAACUGUUUUCAGAAGAAAUCUUUUUUUUCUUUGAUGAAAUAAAUUAAAUCUCAAAAGCAUAGGGGCAGUAAAAAACGGAGUUUCAGGUGAGGGCAGUUUCUUGUAUAGUUCUUCAUUGCGAAUCGAACUGUGCUAUCAAAAAAAUUACAGAUCUGACUACUUUCGAAGAAAAACGCGAUUUUGCUUUCCCGCCUUUAAUUUUGAAAAAAGCUUUGGAUCGGUGCUCAGACAACUGUUUACAGUAGCGUGCACGCGAUGUUGUGGACGUCACAUUAGACUCGCAUUUUGUGAGAAAUAACCGGAUGUCUGCUUCAAAUGAAUUUUUUCUUCUCUGAAAAAUCAUUUACUCAAACAAAAAACAAACAUUGAUAAUAAAGAAAACACAAAAUGUCGCUAUCCCAAUCGAAACCUGUGUAAAAUCAUCAUUUUUCACCAAAGAAGCAUUUUUGCGAUCAAAGUUUGCAAAUUAUACAUGAAUAGAAAGUUUUUGUGACGAAAAGAACUUUGGUGAUAACAGAAAAAAUUGAAAAUUGAAAGAAACGAAGAAAAAAGCAAAAAUCCGAAAAAUGGCGAAGCGUGUUGUCCAUAGAGUAACUUUACUGCAAAGCGCCCUUUUUGCGGGAACUCAAACUUUCCUCCCUCCGACUUUGAAUCAUUUUUUUCUCCAAAACUAAGAACUUCUGUACGUUUUCAAGUUCACCGUUCGAUUCGCAAUCAAAAGCUCUAUAAAUAACCGCUUUGAACUGAAACACCGUUUUUUACUGCCCCUAAGCUUUUAGUUGUGACCUUUUUCAGGUGGAACGACUCUUCGCGACGCCUUCCUCGACCAACCGACCCGAAAACGAGCCGCUCCGGGAGCAGGACGAGUCGCCGGAAGAGAUUGUGAGUGGAGCCGGUCGUUCGAUCUGAGGAGACUUGUCUCGAUCUUUUUCUUGCCCCCAUUUCAAAUCCAAUCUUUUGUGUUCUCCGGGUGCUUUCUUCUCUUCACUCGUCCCCCUUUUUUUUCUCUCCUCCCUGUCCGAAUUUCCUUUCUCACCGUAUGUUCGGCUUCUGCUUAUGCUUUUGCACUGAAAACCCCGGAAAAUCUCAGUUUUUUCGUCUGCACUCGCACUGAAAAUUUUUUAGUUUGACAUUGUCGGAAAUAAUUUUGGCUUGGUGAAGGAAUAACAUUGAAAAAAUGAUGAUUUUUUGAAGAAUUUUAGACUUUUUAUUGAUUUCUGUUCGAAAAGUCGAUCCUUAAGGGACCCCUUGAAGUUGCUCAGUGAAAAAAUGAGCUUUUUUGAUGAUUUUUUGUUCAAAAAAUAGAUUAACCGAGGUACAAGUUCAAAAAACCCUCGAAAAGUACGGCGUUUUUGACCAUUUCUAGUGAUCCCUUUAGUGGUAACCCUCAAGUGACCCCUUGAAGUUCCUCAGUGAAAAAAUGAGCUUUUUGAUGAUUUUUUGUUCGAAAAAUCGAUCAACCGAGAUACAAGUUCGAUAAAAGCUCAAAAAAAGGCGUUUUUGACCAUUCCUAGUGAUCCCUCUAGUGGUUUCCCUUAAGGGGCCCCUUGAAGUUUCUCAGUGAAAAAAUGAGCUUUUUCGAUGAUUUUUUGUUCAAAAAAUUGAUAGACUGAGGUAAAAGAGUAUAAAGAAGACCUAAAAUCAACAAAAACCUCAAAAAAGAUCAAACCAAGCCAUUUUUAUCCAUGGAGCGCAGUUGCUUUCAAAAACAACGAAUUUUUUUAUUUUUUUACUGAAAAGAUAAGGAAACACAACAUCGUUUUUUUAAAAAGUUCGAAAAAAAUGGUAUUAUUUUUGAAAUUUUUUUCGGUUUUUAACCCAAGAAUUUGAAUAAUAGGGCUCCUAAUUAAAAAAAUGAGGUUUUUCUAUUUUUCCAAUCUGUUGAUGAUUUUUUUGUUCUGAUCGGAAAAUGGAUUUUUUUCUACUUUUUCUUUAUUUAGUUCAACCUAUCGAGGAUUUUUUUCGAAAUUAUUUUUAUUUCUCAUUUCGCUUCACUACAUACAACAGUAUUAAACUUUUUUAGAAUCUCUGUAAAUUUAUAUUUUUUUCAUCAUUUCAGCCUUUUUUUGGGACCAAUUGAAGCUUAUUUUUUUCUCUGAUAUUAUCUAUAUUUAAUUAUUCAAGUGCCUGGUAAUCACAUCACUUAGUUUUUGAACAAGUUUGGAAGGUUUUUUUCUUGAAAAUUUUUCAGAAAAAAAUCUUCCAAAUUUUUGAAAAAUUUUUCGUUUUUUUCCCUCAAUUGGAAUGCAAUACUUUUUGGCCACAUUCUUUCAUUAUUUUAUAUAUUUUAAUCAUUUUGCCUGCUCGAAACCCCUUUUCCAUCCUAUUUUCAAAGAAAAAAAAAAUGAUAAGAAACAACUUUUUUGAUAAAAAAAACUCGCUUUUCUAAGCUUCCAAAGCCAUUGAAUUUUUCAGCUUUUUCCCAAUUUUUUUUCGCUUAAAAUUAAGUGAUAUAUGUAUAGCUUAAGCAUAGGUCGUAUCCGGUUGUGAAUUCCUUUUUUUUGCCCCGAAUUUCGUUUCUUUUUUUCCCCGCCAUUUCCUUGUCGAAUUCUGAUUUUUUUCAACGUUUACAUUGAAUGAAAAGUUUGAUUUAUAGUUUAUAUCUUUUUUCUGAGUUGAAAAAGCACAAAUUGAACCGAUUUUGCAUGUGUACUUAGACUAAUCCAUAUUUUAGAUGUUUUGCCAGAAUGGCGAUUUUUCCGCGGAAUAUGCGCUCCAUGGAUAAUCGGCGCGAAAAUGGAGUUUUUGAUGGUUUUUUUCGAGUUAAAAAAACUGUAAAAUAAGAAGUUCUUCUUUUUAUUAGCCUUUCAAGUUAGAAAACAAGGACAAGGUCCAUUAAUUAGCGCCAGAGCGCACUUUCUCGAAAAUUAUGAUUUUUUUCAGACUUUCUGUUUCUCCCAUGCAAAUAUCGAGUUAAAAAUUCGCGAAUUUUGACAAAAAACCAGAUUUAUCCAUGGAGCGCACUUUUCCCUAUUUUUCGCGGCUCUUUUUUCUCAUAAUUUAAUCAAUCAAUUUUUUGGUUUUCGUGUGUUUGUGAGUGAAAAACUAACCUUAAUUCCAAUCCAAAUGACCGCCAAAUGUGGACUUUUUAGACACGCCUCUAA